Molecule: messenger RNA, 267 nt
Organism: Gongylonema pulchrum
Lineage: Eukaryota; Metazoa; Nematoda; Chromadorea; Rhabditida; Gongylonematidae
Source: the annotation of a GenBank genome assembly
AUGUCCUGCCAAUGGCAUUUUUUUUUCUUGCUUGAAGGUCUGGAUACGGAUGAUUUCAUGGCAAAGGGUAAAACCGACUCGCAAGGCCAUUUCCGUAUUUCGGGACAUAUCAAUGAAAUAUCGCCGAUUGAUCCCAAGAUUAACAUUUACCACGACUGCAAUGAUGGUUAUAUAAGUAGCGGUAAAGUGCCGAGCCGAUUCUACAAUGCAGGAACAAUCGAGCUCGCUGGAAAAUUCAAGGGCGAAACUCGCGACUGCAUUCACUGA